Pleurotus ostreatus (oyster mushroom) is the source of this 1080-nucleotide messenger RNA. RefSeq lists its product as uncharacterized. NCBI's taxonomy places the organism in Eukaryota, Fungi, Basidiomycota, Agaricomycetes, Agaricales, Pleurotaceae. The record is from RefSeq and is a predicted model, not a curated record. Bases 1 to 1080 code for a protein of 359 amino acids. The transcript is spliced from 9 exons.
AUGCCGGAUUGGAAGUCACCAGAAGUCGUGGCGCAGAAUGCUGCAGCUUUCACCCAGCUCAUGCACGCACUAUUCGGAGUCUAUGUGUGGGAGUGGGCCCUUACAUUGGACUUCGAUUGGCAAUAUCUUAGCGGCAAGAGGAAGUUUCGUUGGCCUCUGAUUUUCUACUUCACGGGCCGGUACUUACUCCUGUUUGCCUUGAUCGGAAUCCUCAUCGCUCUCGAUACCGUGAUACCUAUAAACUGCCAAGCCCUUUAUACAUUCAAUCAACUAGCAGGCGAUGCAGCGGUUGGACUUGCCUCAAUCAAUUUAUCUAUCCGAACAAUUGCCGUAUGGUCACGAAAUAAAUGGAUUAUCGCUAUAUUAGUCCUGAUCAUCCUCGGUCACUGGUCACUCAUUCUACAAGGCGUUCUUCUCGACGCCAUGUGGUCGGACGAAAUGAAAACCUGCGUUAUCCUCUCGACCAACAACACAGUUCUUGCUGCCACCUUCAUAUAUUCCAUGGCUUUUGACUUCAUUGUCUUGUUGCUCAACGGCUACAAACUCGUGGGUCUGGGGACUCGAAUCAACAGCGGCUCUUCACGCUCCGCUCCGAUGUCCACUACGAGUAGACUUGGGAAAAUGAUCUUCGCCGACGGUCUUAUUUACUUCUUCAUCGCGUUCGUAGCCAAUACCCUUGCAAGCGUCUUCAUGAUCCUCGAUCUCAAUCCGAUUAUGAGCGUCGUUUUCAAUGUCCCAGCAGCCGUUGCUUCUACUAUUGUCGCAUGUCGUGCCGUUCGUCGCCUCACGAACUUUAACAACCCCGGUGCAGAGAUCUAUGGUGCAUCAUCCGCGCAGACAGGGUCCAACUUGGGCUUCCGAAGUGGGGCAGCACCACAGGGAACUAUCCCAAGAGGCACGAUGCCCACCAAGUCAGGGGUCCAUGUUCAGAUGGAGACUUUUACUCGUCACCCUGACGAGCCUAGUGACAAGAGCGACUACGUUGAAGGAAAUAAGAGACAAACUGUCAUCUUCAUGCCCGAUGUGUUGGAAAGCGAUAAGCAUUCAGAUAUCGACAUUGAGGCCAAGGGCGUCCUAUAA